Schizosaccharomyces octosporus yFS286 is the source of this 2353-nucleotide messenger RNA. Its product is annotated as kexin. Gene Ontology annotation, cellular component: Golgi membrane; trans-Golgi network. The coding region runs from base 93 to 2240 and encodes 715 amino acids. The transcript has a single exon. The record is from RefSeq and is a predicted model, not a curated record. Lineage: Eukaryota; Fungi; Ascomycota; Schizosaccharomycetes; Schizosaccharomycetales; Schizosaccharomycetaceae. Gene Ontology annotation, molecular function: serine-type endopeptidase activity. Gene Ontology annotation, biological process: protein processing.
UCUAGAAGAUGAAGAUUCUUUUAUUUUUCUAAUUAAAAUAUAUUGCUUUGCUUGUCAGUACUUUUCAGACACACGAGAGUUGACACACGUAGAUGCCUCCAAAAGCUCUCCGCCCCAGCACCAUGCUCCUUGCUUUGUUGUAUGGGCCAUUGCUUUUCUUUAUAUGGCAAUUCUCUUUGGUUUUAUGUACCAAAGUAGAUAAAAAUAAUGAAUUUAUGGUCCAUUUGGAUCCUAAAUCUGAUCCAUAUCUAACAGCUGAUGCAAUUGGUGCUACUUAUGUUCGUCCUAUGCGAAAUCUAAAAAAUCAUUACCUAUUUGCCAUACAAUCAAGUAAUUCUAGUAGAAAUACGUUGCAAAAAAGAAAUGCCGAGCUUGGCAUAUUGAAUUUCGAGGAACAAAUCCCAAGAUGGCGAUACAAACGUGAAGAGUCUGUAGACGCUAUAAAAUUACUGGAGGAAUUUCGCGAUCAUUUCCAUUUAAUUGAUCCGCUUCUUUCGGAUCAAUGGCACAUACUUAACUAUGAAGUGCCUGGUCAUGAUCUGAACCUGCAAGAAGUAUGGGACGCUGGUAUUUUAGGAGAAAAUGUAACGGUUGCUUUCGUUGAUGAUGGUAUAGAUUUUCGUCACCCAGAUCUUCAAGCAGCUUACUCUUCCCUUGGCUCUUGGGAUUUUAACGAUAAUAUGGCUGAUCCAUUACCAAAGUUAUCUGAUGACCUGCAUGGUACGCGAUGUGCAGGAGAAGUUGCAGGUGCUUGGAAUGAUGUUUGCGGUGUUGGAAUUGCACCAAAAGCUAAAGUAGCUGGGUUGCGCAUUCUGUCGGCCCCCAUUAAUGAUGUGGUAGAGUCAGAAGCUCUAAAUUACGGUUUUCAAACGAAUCAUAUAUAUUCGUGUUCAUGGGGUCCUGCAGAUGAUGGUAGAGCCAUGGAAGCACCUCGUUUGGCUACGAGACGGGCGCUUAUAAAUGGUGUUAUUAAUGGAAGGAAUGGCUUGGGCUCCGUAUUUGUCUUCGCUUCCGGAAACGGUGGGCAUUAUCGGGAUAACUGCAAUUUUGAUGGAUAUACAAAUAGUAUAUUCAGUAUCACCGUCGGUGCUGUUGACAUGGAUCAUCAAGUUCCCUUUUACAGCGAAAUAUGUGCUGCCCAACUUAUAUCUGCAUAUAGCAGUGGCUCUCGCCGGUCAAUAGCAACGACAAAUCCGGAAGGGACUUGUACAAAAAGUCAUGGUGGAACGUCUGCGGCUGCUCCUCUUGCUUCUGCAGUCUAUGCUUUGGCGUUAUCAAUUCGACCAGAUUUGACUUGGAGAGAUAUACAGCAUAUUACUGUACAUUCAGCUGUCCCGUUUGACGUCUCUCCUGAUCUUGAAUGGACGAAGACCCCUGCUGGAUUUCAAUUUUCACAUCGUUUUGGUUUUGGAAAGCUCGAUGCAAAACGAUUUAUUGACAUUACAAGGGAAUGGCAACUCGUAAAUCCUCAAACUUGGGUUAUAAGUCCAUUUAUUAUGGUCAAUAGACCCAUUAAUAAAGCUGAAAACUUAUCCGACAGUGAGUUGAUUAGUGAGUUAGCGGUGACUGAGGAAAUGGUAGAAAAAAGCAAUUUUAAGAGUCUAGAGCAAAUAACUGUUAAAGUUUCAAUUCCAUUCACCUGCAGGGGUGCGAUGACAAUUGAACUAGAAAGUCCUGCUGGUAUCCGGUCCAUGCUGGCUACUCUUCGUCCUUACGAUCAGAAUAAUGAAGGGUUUCCUGAGUGGACGUUUAUGACCGUUCAGCAUUGGUCAGAAUCCAUUAUAGGUAGUUGGAAGCUCAUCGUCCGUGAUCAUAGCAACGGUUGUUCUGGACGUUUUAAUUAUUGGCAAUUGGCAUUUUGGGGUGAAUCUCAAGAUCCAUCUUUGACUGUACCCAUCCCGUAUGACACGCUAAGUCUUCCCUCAGAAGGCGCACUUGGAACGUUUACAGAGAAACACCCUAAUGCAACGAACACCUCGCCUCUACCAUUAUCAACUUCCUUUACUUCUCUCACGGUUUCUCCUACCGCUACAUCUACCACCUCAAGACCUAUCACUAUUCCGUCUUUUACCCCUUCUGUACCAUUCGUUUUGGAAACAUCUUAUAGAGAGAUGCUGGCAUUCACAAUGUUUUUCCUUUUACUUGCAUUUGUCUUAUGUUCUGUAAUAUGGGUAUGGAUCUGUUCGUUUUUCAAUAUAAAUCCGGUUCCAAUGCCUACUCAAGAAAUCCCAGUCGUGUGAUCUCUUUCUCUGUUACGCUCUUUAUUAUCUCGUAAAAAUUUUUUUCAUGUUUAUAGUUUUUUUUUUCGAUAAUAAUAUAUUUAAUCUAACACAUUUUUGGCCUUUAAAACCCC